This is a messenger RNA of Podarcis raffonei (Aeolian wall lizard), 1966 nucleotides long. RefSeq names its product chromosome 17 C19orf38 homolog (gene C17H19orf38). NCBI's taxonomy places the organism in Eukaryota, Metazoa, Chordata, Lepidosauria, Squamata, Lacertidae. Bases 842 to 1591 code for a protein of 249 amino acids. The record is from RefSeq and is a predicted model, not a curated record. The transcript is spliced from 8 exons.
UGGGGUUGCGGCGCUCAUCUCGCUUUAUUGGCCGAGGGAGCCAGCGUACAGCUUCUGGGUCGUGGCCAGCAUGACUAAGCCGCUUCUGGCGAACCAGAGCAGUGCACAGAAACACCGUUUACCUUCCCGCCAGAGCGGUACCUAUUUAUCUACUUGCACUUGGACGUACUUUCGAACUGCUAGGUUGGCAGGAGCUGGGACCGAGCAACGGGAGCUCACUCCAUUGUGGGGAUUCGAAUCGCCAACCUUCUGAUCGGCAAGUCCUAGGCUCUGUGGUUUAACCCACACAAAUAUUCAUAAAUGCACACAUAUCUAAAUAUAUAGCCCAUGUGUCUGAAAUAGUACAGGAGAGCAAUCCUGAAGUCAUUUUGACUCUCCCAAUGACCUGAAAUAUUCCUCUGCAGUAAGGGAGGCAAAUAGGGAAAGCCUUCCCAUUGUCUUUUCGCUUACAAAUCCUGUCAUUAAUGCCACAUGGGAGGUAUAGUUGCGUAUUCUAAACAGUGCUGGAUCUCUGCCCCUGGCACCCUGUUUCAUUGUCACUCUGGGUUCUGCAGGGCUAGACAGGACACUCAUUACAAUAGGGAAGCUAUUACAGUAGUUACAAAGCAACCAGUGAUUGUGCAUUUGUUGUGGCAAUGGAUUUGAGAGGGAAACAGUAAAGUCAUAUUCGACACAGGAAGUUGAAAGGUCUUGUAACUUUGGACAGAUUGCAAUUUCCUCCUUAGGUGGCGAAACUCCACAUUAAGCAAAUUGUCUUCUCUUUUUUUUGUUCUUUCACAUCUUGAAAGGAAUUUGCAAUGAACAGUUGGCUUUUUCCAUCUCUGUUUACAAAAGAUACAAAAUGCUCCACAAAACCAUGGAUCUGAAAAUUCUCUUUCUUCUGCUAGCUGGCUCUUGGGUGGCUUCCAGCCUUCUUCCCUCUCCACUUAUUUUUCUGGAUGUGCUUUCCGACACACUCAACGAAGGAGACUCCAUUAAGAUUGCUUGUUUGGCACCCAGGCAGUACAAGGAUGCCUUGUUUUAUUUGUUCAAGGUGAGCCACGGGGAGCCCCUGCAGGUUGUGCAUGCCGCAGAAGCACAGCACCAAGUUAUUUUCCUUCUGGAGAACAUCACUCGCAGUGACGGAGGGCAGUACAAGUGCCAGUUUGGCGUCUACAAUGGAAGUGCGUUGAAACCGUCUGAGUUUAGCAACCUCCUUGAGAUUACAGUGGAAGCAUCCAGCUUGACCACUUUCCCUCCAACAGCUCAGCCGAGAUCUGAUUCAAAAGGUCCAUUCUGGGUUCUCCCCGUUGUCCUGAGUGUAGUUGGAGUACUGCUCCUGGCUGUGAUCCUGCUGGUGGCCGCAGUUGCAUUGAGACGCUUUAAAGAGAGAAGAAAGAAGCAAAGGGUACUGGACUCCUGCUGGACAGAAACAAGCUACCCCACCACAGAGACAUCCUUUGAUAACUCCAUGUACACUAUUACAAUGAAAACGGACCAGGAAGCUAUAGAGAACAACGGUGCUUGGAUCUCGUCAGCUACAAGUACAAGACUUUCAUCCCGCUGCUCUGUGGAAAAGCCAGAUUUUUGUACUUUUAGAGGAUCAGAAUGACCUUUCACUUGAUCACACGGCUCAGGAUCUCUCUGAUAAUCUUCCUCCCUGACAUCAAUACCCUGCAAGUUGUUCCUCUCAGAUCAUCAACAGAAACAGAGUUCAUCGACCGUUUUUGGCCAGAGUCUCCUGGUCCCUGCCAUCACAAAGUUCCAUCUUCACCUUUCUAAGUUCUCUUCCACCGCCAAUCAAACAUUCGGAACUUGGGUCAUGUGGAGGUGGGGAAGAUGUUGCCGAUUCCAUCCAUUUCUGGAAUUCCUGAUUUGGGAAAAGUAGGAACAAUGAGGAUGAACUUUGAGAGUUCUUCAGCUCUGGGACUGUGGCAAGACUGGAAGGAGAUGAAUAAAAACUGGGUGAUUUAACCUUCAAAAAGAA